AUGAACAAACUUUCAGCCAAGAUCUCUCCUUCCUCUGGACCUGUACCUGUCACGCUUCACCUGUCCACACCAGCAAGCGAGAAGGAUCCCCUGGAACAAACUUUAAUUCAGGAGGAAUCGGAUGCAGAAAAACCAUCUAAUCGCUGCUGCACUCGAUGUCCAUUUCGAGCUGUACGACGGGUGAUGUGUGGGCUCAUUUUGGGGUCUUGCCUGGCUGUUUCCUGGGCCUGGGGAACUCAUAACGCUAAAGAGACUCUGAUAAGGCAUCCCACACCAUUCUUCAUCAUCUGGUUCUGUAGCAUCUGGAAUGUCCUCUUUUUUCCAGUCUACUAUCUGUGCCAUCUUCUCACAGAGAAACAGAAGAGAUUGCCAACAACCGAGUUCAGAAAGUGCAGUGUGUUUCUGGGUGAGGAGUUGACUGUGCGGUUUGUUCUGAAAGGAGCAGCUCCAUUCUCGCUGCUAUGGGGUUUAUCUGGAUAUCUGUACUUGCUGGCGCUCUGCCGCAUCUCCAAAGUGGACGUAAGUGCCGUCCUCUGCUGCUGCCAGGCUUUUACUUUCCUCCUUUCAUGGAUCGGACUCAAGGACCGCUUUAUGGGUGUGAGGAUAGUGGCUGUCAUCCUGUCCAUCACUGGGAUUGUUAUGUUGGCCUACGGGGACGGUUUUCAUAGUGACUCAAUCACAGGAGUGGCACUGGGAGUUGGUUCGGCCUCAACUUUAGCUUUAUUCAAGGUGCUUUUCAGAAAGUGUGUAGGGGAAGUGCAGCCAGGUCCUGCCAGUGUGUUGUUGUCCUGUGUGGGUCUGUGUAGCUUUGUCCUGCACUCAUGGGGGUGUGUGUUGCUUUAUUUCACACAUGUGGAAUACUGGCCUCCCUCUCAGCAUAUCCCCUGGGACAAACUCUGCGUCAUGGCUUCUCUACUGCUGGUUUUCAAUGUGCUGGUAAAUCUGGGAGAAAUGUUCACGUACCCCAGUUUAAUUUCCUUGGGAAUUCUCUUGACAAUCCCAGCAAGUGCAGCUGUGGAUGGUUUAGUGAUGUUAACUCUGCAGAUCAGCCAUGUGCGAGCAGCGGCCGCUGGCAUCAUCUCAGCUGGAUAUCUGAUGCUGCAGCUUCCAGAAAACUGGGACGAGAGCACUUUCCGCUGGCUCAGCGCACGGUGGCGUGGAAACUGGCGAGAGGACAGUAUUGUUGGAGAGGAAACUAUGGUGGACACUGCUGGGAUUUUACGAACAAAAGCCAAACCAGCCGUAGUGACACUCUAG
Molecule: messenger RNA, 1257 nt
Organism: Danio aesculapii
Lineage: Eukaryota; Metazoa; Chordata; Actinopteri; Cypriniformes; Danionidae
Product: solute carrier family 35 member F4
Exons: 7
Coding region: 1-1257 (418 amino acids)
Source: RefSeq, a predicted model, not a curated record